This is a messenger RNA of Folsomia candida, 1801 nucleotides long. RefSeq names its product NSFL1 cofactor p47. The transcript is spliced from 5 exons. Gene Ontology annotation, cellular component: nucleus; cytosol. Gene Ontology annotation, biological process: Golgi organization; proteasome-mediated ubiquitin-dependent protein catabolic process; nuclear membrane reassembly. Gene Ontology annotation, molecular function: ubiquitin binding. Lineage: Eukaryota; Metazoa; Arthropoda; Collembola; Entomobryomorpha; Isotomidae. The record is from RefSeq and is a predicted model, not a curated record. Bases 230 to 1435 code for a protein of 401 amino acids.
CAUGACUAUGGGCAACGCUGUAAAAGUCGGGCGGCAAAAAACAGCAUAAAUUCGUCUACGUCUACUUCUUGCAUCGUCAUCCAAACGAAAUUUCAAAAUAAAGCUAUUUUGUAAUUCUUCUAUCAAUCGUGUGUCGUGUGUGGUUGCGAGUCAAUCAGGUUCCUGCCUACCCCGCUUUUUGUUCUACAACUAUUUACUGCUCUAAAGCAAAUCUCGGAUAAUCGUCAUUAUGGCGGACGACGACCAAGCUAAGCUUCUCCAACAAUUUCGAGAGGUUACCGGAGUAGAUGAAGAGAGAGCUAAAUUUUACCUGGAGGCGGCCAACUGGCAAUUACAGGCUGCCAUGGGUGGAUUUUACGAAGGAGGGGAACUCGAAGAAGGUGUGCCUGCUCCAGUUCGGGUGGCAGCUGGAGGGGGAACGAAUAUUGCGACUGGUGGUGCUGCAGCGACGCCAAACGUGGCUCCGCAAAAUUUUGCAACGGUUCCACCAAGGGCACGUCCGACGGCACCGCGUGGUGGCCUUAUGACGAUGGAUGCACUUCUUCACGCCGAGACAGAUUCGUCGGAUGAAGAUGAGGAUGAUAAACCCCAAGCUUUCUAUGCCGGAGGAUCAUUAUCUAGUGGUCAGCAGGUUUUGGGUCCACCGAAAAGCAGGGAUGAGAUGAUUGCGGAUAUGUUCAAGAAGGCGAGAGAGAUGGGGGCUCAAGAAGUUGCACCCCAAAUGUUUAAAAAGAAAAGCAACGAUUCCUUUGGUGGAGCUGGGUACAAACUUGGAGAGGGUGGGUCAUCGUCUACUGGAGCUGCAACCUCCUCCUCCUCUGAAGUGUCUUCACCUCCAGAAGUUCACGACGUCAUUUUACAUCUCUGGUCAAAUGGUUUUACUGUCGACGACGGACCCCUUCGGAGCUACCAAGACCCAGCAAAUCUAGCAUUUCUCGACUCCGUAAAACGUGGCGAAGUUCCUGCUGAGCUGCGACAAAAGCUGACAGGGCAAGAUUGCACUUUGAGCAUUAUGGAUAAGCGAGGACAAGACUAUGAAAAAGGACACACAAGUGCAAAAGCUUUCACUGGAAAAGGACAAACUCUGGGAAGCCCAGCUCCAACUAUUGUGACUGAUGCCGCACCACCAACCGAGAAUGAGAGGAAAGUGAACGAGGAGGCGGCGCGGAGUGGGGUCACUCUUGCGCCCGGCGCGGCCACAACGUCUAUCCAAUUCCGAUUGACGGAUGGGUCACGACUCGCGGCACAGUUUAACCACACCCACACCGUGCAGGAUUUGUACACUUUUAUCAAUACGGCUCGACCCGAGUACUCUUCCACAACAUAUAUCUUGACCCUAUUCCCAAACGUGACGCUAACUGAGAAAGGUGCCACACUUAAGGAUGCCAACAUAUUGAAUUCAUCACUAAUUCAGAAGAUUCAACCACAGAACUAGAAAAUAGGACCGGCAUACGCAUACUGGAUUUUAAGCAACUUUUUUGGUACAUUACUAUUUUAGCAAUCACAUGAUAGUCCAUUUUUAUUCUUGUCCGGUGUCAUCAUAUUGCAGCAUCCGAAUGGUUUAGACAAUUUAAAUAAUUAAUUGAUCGAUGAUGAGAUGAUGAGACUAUUAAAUAAUUAAUUAUUCAAGCAGUUUUGUACACAUAUGUAAAGCUGAAAACAAUACAAAAUUACUGUUUCUCAUUAUAUAAUCUCAUGAUUUACAUACAUAUAAUAUGUAUUCUUUAUCAGGGAAUAAAUCUUGCUCGCACCCGUCCAUAAGCGGUGCGAGCAAGCUAUGGGCCGGUGCGAGCAACAUUUA